GGACGGCGAGGAGAGGGAGGGGGUGGGGGAGUGCAAAGACAGCCACAGAGGGACACAAGCGAGCAGGAGGGAGGAUGUAUGGGGAUCGGAUUGGUCCAGUACCUGAUGGCCCAAGCAUAGCACUCCCAGGUGUCCCAGACCAGCGAGGCGAGGGUUCACCCUCCCCUCUAUGACCUGUUCCAUCUCCUUCCCUCACCGUUUUGUCAGCAUGUUUGGUCGGGAAGGAAUGGUGUUUGGUAGGGACUUGCUGGUGGAUAUGCAGGAUGCGCUCGUGGUGCAGGAGAGAGAAAGAGUCGAAGAGGUUGAACAAGGCGGGGCGUCUUAGGACAGGUGACUUGUUCGGCGGGAUGGGGGAUGAUGUUUGGGGAAAGGAUGGUGGUGGGGUGAGGAGGAGAACGAGGGCGGCGGUUCAAAGAUAGUGGAAGCGGAGCGGAAAUGAAGGUGUGUAGGCAUGGCGGGGGGUGGCCAAGAAAGAUGGAGACGAACCGAUUGAGUGAAGGACUGAUUGGCUGGCAGGAAGGUCGUUAAUCGGAACAGAAGAGUGGGGGCUUGGUUUGGGCGUGGGGUUUCUAGAAAUCGGUGGCAAGUAUAUCGAAUCGUCGUUGUCGGCCGCGCACGGUAGAGGAGGGCCGAGUGCAGGGCCAGGAUUUCACUUGCCCAAAGCAACUUCGCUGGGGAUCUGAGUGUUGUGUUCGCUGGUACCGAACAGGGCACGAGCAGAAAAAUGGAGCUGUUACAUGAUUGGCAUCGAAUACUGCAGGGAGAGCGGGUCUCCAUCUCGUAGUAAUGACAAUAUAACGUUGUUAAUACGCUGGCUGAGAGAGAGAGAGAGAGAGAGAGAGAGAGAGAGAGAGAGAGAGAGAGAGAGAGAGAGAGAGAGAGAGAGAAUGAGGUAGAGAGAGAGCGAGGCCACACACACGGAGAAGGGGGUUUCGGGUGAGGGAAGAGAAGGUCGGAGUGGGGGGAAAGAGAGGGUGUGCGGGCGUGUUUUGUAUGCGUCUGAGUGGGUUUGUUUGUGUGUGUGUGUGGGAGAGUGUUUGUGUUCGUGUGGGUGUUUGUUGUUUUUAUGUGUGUUUGUGAGUGUGUGUGUGUGUUUGUGCGUGUGAGUGUGUUCGUGAGUGUGUGUGCGUGUGUGUGUGUGUGUGUGUGUGUGUGUGUGAGAGNGAGAGAGAGAGAGAGAGAGAGAGAGAGAAAGAGAGAGAGAGAGAGAGAGAGAGAGAGAGAGAGAGAGAGAGAGAGAUCUGGCUUGGAGGCGAAGAAGAGCGUGGAAAAAGAGGGAUAAGGGAGAAGAUGGCGAAGGCAUAUAAGCACUGGCAAGGCCGCAAUAUUUUCCUCUUCAGUGGGCGGCUGAUUUUUGGGCCCGAUGUGAAGUCUCUUCUGUUGACACUGGGCCUGAUCACCAUCCCGUCGGCGCUGUUCCUCAAGUAUGUAUGCGUGCCACUGAGGACUAAGCUGCCCGAGGGUGGCUUGGCAAUCCUGGUUGUGGCUUCGGUAUUUGUCCUAUGGAUCCUGUUAUUGCUUUUCAUGACCUCAGCGCGAGACCCUGGUAUCCUCCCGCGCAACCUGGUUCCCCCUGAACCUGAACCCGAUCCCGACAGCGAGAGCGUGACCGCGACGACGACCGCCACCACCACUGGUGCGUUAACGGCCGGCGCCGUUGGAGCUACUACUUCGUCCGUCUCCUCUAUGGAGUUCCCUUCGUCCGCCGCCGCUCCCCCGCGCAUGCGCUUCCCCCGCACCAAGGAGCACAUCAUUAAUGGCCAUCAUGUCAAGACCAAGUACUGCGACACUUGCCUUCGCUAUCGUCCCCCUCGCUGCUCUCAUUGCUCCAUCUGCGAUAACUGCGUUGAACGGUUCGAUCACCACUGCCCUUGGGUCGGCCAGUGUAUAGGCAAGCGCAAUUACCGCUUCUUCUUCCUCUUUGUCUCCUCCACCACGUUGUUCUGUCUUUAUGUGCUUUCUAUGUCGAUUGUGCGAAUCAAAUUGGAAGUCAAUGACGGCGAUUCGCUCAGCCAGGCGAUCAAGCGAGAGCCUGUGGACAUCAUCUUGUCCCUCGUAUUGGUAGCGUACACCUUUCUCGCGGUUUGGUUCGUUGGCGGCCUGACAGUCUUCCACCUGUACCUGAUUAGCAGCAACCAGACGACUUACCAGAACUUCCGAUACCGGCAAGACGGCGGGACCAAUCCGUACGACGUGGGACUGAAGAAGAACUUUCAGGAGGUGUUUUGCACAGCAGUGGAGCCGUCGAAGAACAACUUCAGGGCGAAUGUGGAGUCCCCAAGGAGGAGGGGAAGGGUAGGGGCAGGAGGAGGGGAAGAGGGAGGGGCGGAACUUGAGCAGAUGACGAGCAUGAGUCGCCAGCCGCCGGUCGGUCAGCGCAAUUCCGUGGCCCCUGCGCCGCCUCUCUUGGGUGCAGCACCAGGAGGACGAGGAGGGGGUGCAGCAGCAGCAGCAGCAGCAGCAGGAGGAGGAGCAGCAGGAGGAGGAGGAGGAGGAGGAGGAGGAGGAGAUGUAGGAGGAGCCAUCUUGGCUGCUGGCCUCCCAUCCGCCGCCGGCGUUGUGUACCCCACCCACCAUCAGGCUAUGGAUAGAAGAAGCAGUCAAUCUUCGAUCUCGUCCCUCGAUAAAGGGGACGACUCAUCAUCACUUGUCGUCGAUGCAGACGACGAUGACGGGACCACCGACUAUACUCUCGAUUGCGACUACAGCAGCACCGGCGGUUGGGAUCGCCGUAGCCGAUUGUUAAAGAUCAUAACGGAGAGGGAUGUAUCGGUCCCGAUCUUGACGGGGCGGGAAUUCAGCAGAGGCGGCGCGGAGAAGGCGGCGCCGGCAGUCAAGAACUCGUCGGCGAAACUCGGCUCUGGCGGCGGCUUCGCAAGCGCCCUCGAUGUGAACCCGCCGUCGAUGGACUUGGGAGACCGCCGAUAUUGGGAGGAAGAGAACGGCGGCGGCGCGAUUCAUGGAGGAGGUGGAAUUAGGAAGCUGGGGUAUCAUGAUGAAGGGACAGCUCCAGGGAGAGGAGGAGGAGGAGGUAGAAACGAGUACCCUUGGGGUAAUGUUAGGUCAUCGGCACGUGUCCCCGCCGCCUUGACGGCGGAUGUCGACGUCGGAGGCCCCGGAGUGGCGGCGGCCGGCGGGAACAAAGUGCCGCCGGCGGCGAAGACGGCGCCGGGUGCGAAGACCCCGGCGGGAACAGAGGGGGAGGGAGGGGGGGUUAAGAGUAGGUCGCCGACGGAGGAUGGUGGUGGUGACAAUAGGGGUGUUGCGGCUGGCAGAAGGGGAGGAGGAAAGUCUGGUGGAGGAGAGGGGCGGCGGGAGAACGCAGGGGCACUCAUGACAGGUGGCACCAUCAAGCAGACAAGCCUGGUAAAGGCAUCCGCAGGUGGCGGCGGAAUGAAGGGGGCAGGAGCGAUUAGUGGCGGCGCUGGCGGCGGAGGAGGGGCGUUUGGGGAGCCGCUGGUGGUCCUAGAGAUUAACGGAUUGGUUUUGCCACAGCCAGUGGAGCGAGGGGAAAGAGGGGAAAGAGGGGGUGGGGCAGUCGGCGCGGGGAUAGCAGAGAAAGCGAGAGCAGCAGGGCGAACUGCGAGGAAAGCAAGCGCUGCAGGCCAGUAUCCGACUUUGUUGGGAUCUGAAGAUUACACAAGAGCGAACCGCCUCGUGAAUUAAAGCUCUCUUUUCUUAUUCAUAAUUUAUUAAUUGAUUUUGAUUAACGAGUUUUGUAGGUGUCAUUGGCGUAAAAUGGGUGGAUGAUCGCGACCGUCUUUUCCCAUUUACCACAUUUCUCUCUCAUUUAGCCUCCUGGUAGUCAUCACCAUCACUAUCGUCGGCAAUCUCUUCCUCUGUCUCUCUGUCUCUUUGUUUCUUUGUUUCUUUGUCUCUCUGUCUCUUUGUUUCUUUGUCUCUGUGUUUCUCUGUCUUUUUGUUUUCUUCUCUCUUCGUCUCACUUCGCUUCUUCCUCGCUCCCCCCCCUCCCCUUUCUGCACCCCCUCCCCUGCUUCAACCUUCGCUUUCUUGAUGGGCCAAUUUGAAUCGCUCUUGCCUCCUUCGGACGAUAGAAAACGCGCGCUGGAUGCUUGGCAGUGGAUCUAACAGUAGCGAUUUUUGUCUUGCUCUGCAGCCAGCCGUUAUGUGCCAGCCAGCGUUCUCAGCUCUCACUUCUCUGCUUUCUUUCUGGGCCCUUUUCCUAUCUUCCAUCUGCAGCCAAGCAUCCAAAACAUGUGGAGGCUGAGCGUUGCAGAAUAAUGCCGAGCUUAGCUGAUGCGAUAGCGGGAUGAGCGGAGAAGCCUUUUCUCCCUCACGCCUCGUCGCUCCUUCCCCUUCCCCUCCCCCCCCCCCCCCCCCCCCCCCCCCCCCCCCCCCCCCCCCCCGUGCCUUUAGUACUAUUAUGACUAUUAUUAUUAUUAUUAUUGUUUUUGCUUAUUACUAUAUUCCUGUUUUUAUCACUCAACCCACUACUACUCUGCCCUGUUCGAUCUUGGCAUUUGCACGCUUGCUAAUCGCUUCCUCUACUGCAGUAAUUUUCAGCAUCUCGAUGAGCUGUUGAAAGCCCCAAGUCCCAACAGAUCCGUCUGUGUCACAGACUUCCUGUGUUGUCCUGUCUUACGCCACAUAGUCGCUAAUUCUUUCCACCAUACGGGCGGGUCCGAUACUUACCGACGAAAGUUCCGUGAUUCUUCCUCGAGACUUCGUCUGCCUCUACUUCUGAUGAUAAUGGGUAAUGAUGAUGAUGAUGGUGAUGAUGCUGACGCUGCAUCUGUUUAACCACAUAAUCUUAAUUAAUUGAUAACGCUAAAAUAAGUGAUGCACGGGUGAUGAUGGACUUGCCACAGAGUCAGAUUGCUCAGCCGAUAAAUGCGGAGGAGAAUGGGGGGUUGGGGAGGUGUAGUAGCCAGCCUGCCGAGUGGGUGGUGCACGCACGCCAUGCCGGCGGUGCAGUGAGAGGUUGUCCUCACGCACCCACCCUUCUCGACCUUAACCCCCCUCCCAUCGCCUCACCUCUCCACUCUCUCUCUCUCUCUCUCUCUCUCUCUCUCUCUCUCUCUCUCUCUCUCUCUCUCUCCUUCUUCCGGCUUUCCUGUCCUUUCCCUGUCCUGUCCUCUUCUUGUUUAGUUCAGUUUUUAUUAUCACAAAAAUGCUUAUUGUCGUACGUCGUAACGUUGCCAUUUUUCUGUCUCCCCUCGCUAUUUCUCUCUCUCUCUCUCUGUCUUUUCUUUUACUCUUUUCUUUAUUCCUUUUUCCCUUCUACUGAUGAUUUGCCGAUGAUGAUGACACGUGAGAGAGAGGGAGAGAGAGAGAGAGAGAGAGAGAAUAAUAAGAGGCCCGUCGGUCGGUUUGGCUUCUAGCGCUUUUGCUCUA
Molecule: messenger RNA, 5355 nt
Organism: Chara braunii
Lineage: Eukaryota; Viridiplantae; Streptophyta; Charophyceae; Charales; Characeae
Source: the annotation of a GenBank genome assembly